AUGUCUCGACCGGCUAGCCGAUCUGAAACUUUGAAGAGGUUUAGAGACUCUAUACACGCCAACCAAGUCAUUAUUGGCUCAGGCGCAGGCGUUGGCAUAUCAGCAAAGUUGAUCGAAGACGGCGACGCAGACUUCAUAGCCCUCUAUAAUUCCGGCUUAUAUAGAAUGCAUGGACUAGGUUCAUUAGCGGGCCUAAUGCCGUAUGGUGAUGCAAAUGCAAUAGUUUGCGAUAUGGUUCGUCCCCAUGAUAUCUUAUAUGCCAUGCCAAUACGUACAGCUAUUCAACAGAUACUGACAAUUCAGGGGAAUCCUAAGGCCCAAACUGUCCUCCCACAAAUCAAGUUGCUCCCUGUUAUUGCGGGAGUAUGUGCAACGGAUCCUUUUCGAGACCUUUCCGUUUUCCUCCCUCAUCUCCGCACCCUCGGCUUUAUCGGUAUCCAGAAUUUCCCGACUGUAGGCUUGAUCGAUGGGAACUUUCGCCAAGCCCUCGAAGAGACUGGUAUGUCAUACGAUAAAGAAGUUGAAAUGAUUGCACUAGCACAUUCUUUGGACUUCUUGACUAUCCCAUACGUGUUUACCGUAGAACAGGCUGUCGACAUGACAAACGCAGGUGCCGAUGUUAUUGUCGUUCAUUUUGGGCUUACAAGUCAAGGAAGAAUUGGAGCGAAAAACGCAAUUUCGAUUGCCGACGCAGCCAAAGUUGCACAAGAGAUUAUAGACGCCGUUGUGAAUAUUCGGGAGGAUAUCAUUGUCCUAAUUCACGGUGGUCCUAUAAGUACUCUUGAGACCUUCGAGCAUAUUAUGAAGGAUACGAAAGGUGUACAUGGGUUUCUGGGGGCUUCAACUUUUGAGAGGAUUCCAUUAGAUACAACGCUACCGGGUACCGUGAAAGAAUUUAAGGAGUUGAAGAUUGAACAAAAUUAA
Molecule: messenger RNA, 924 nt
Organism: Orbilia oligospora ATCC 24927
Lineage: Eukaryota; Fungi; Ascomycota; Orbiliomycetes; Orbiliales; Orbiliaceae
Exons: 2
Coding region: 1-924 (307 amino acids)
Molecular function (GO): catalytic activity
Source: RefSeq, a predicted model, not a curated record